CAAAACUUGCGUCGCGGAGCGCCCUGCUUGACUUGAAUGGAAGGAGCCCGAGACGGCCGAGCGCAGCUGAGACUGGGGGAGCGCGUUCGGCCGGCUGGGCGCGGCUCGGCGCCGGGGCGCAGCAGGGAAGGGGAAGCUGUGGUCUGCUCCGCUCCAAGAGGCGCCACUGGUGUGAACCGGGAGAGCCCCUGGGUGGUCCCGUCCCCUAUCCCUCCUUUGUAUAGAAACCUUCUGCAGUGGGAAGGCAGCGGUGAGGCAGGAGGGCUCAUGGUGAGCAAGGAGGCGGGCUGGUCUGCAGGUGCACAGCAUUCCCAGUUUACAGAUUUUUACAGACACCAAACAGAAGGCGAGGAGGCAGAACAGCCUGCCUGGUUCCGUCAGCCCUGGCGCCCAGGCGCAUCUGACUCGGCACCCCCUGCAGGCACCAUGGCCCAGAGCCGGGCGCUGCUGCUCCUGCUGCUGCUGCCGCCACAGCUGCACCUGGGACCUGUGCUUGCCAUGAGAGCCCCAGGAUUUGGUCGAAGUGGCGGCCACAGCCUGAGCCCUGAAGAGAACGAAUUUGCGGAAGAGGAGCCCGUGCUGGUCCUGAGCCCUGAGGAGCCCGGGCCUGGCCCAGCCGCGAUCAGCUGUCCCCGAGACUGUGCCUGUUCCCAGGAGGGCGUCGUGGACUGUGGCGGCAUCGACCUGCGUGAGUUCCCCGGGGACCUGCCUGAACACACCAACCACCUGUCUCUGCAGAACAACCAGCUGGAAAAGAUCUACCCUGAGGAGCUCUCCCGGCUGCACCGGCUGGAGACGCUGAACCUGCAAAACAACCGCCUGACUUCCCGAGGGCUCCCAGAGAAGGCGUUUGAGCAUCUGACCAACCUCAAUUACCUGUACUUGGCCAAUAACAAGCUGACCUUGGCACCCCGCUUCCUGCCAAACGCCCUGAUCAGUGUGGACUUUGCUGCCAACUAUCUCACCAAGAUCUAUGGGCUCACCUUUGGCCAGAAGCCAAACUUGAGGUCUGUGUACCUGCACAACAACAAGCUGGCGGACGCCGGGCUGCCGGACAACAUGUUCAACGGCUCCAGCAACGUCGAGGUCCUCAUCCUGUCCAGCAACUUCCUGCGCCACGUGCCCAAGCACCUGCCGCCUGCCCUGUACAAGCUGCACCUUAAGAACAACAAGCUGGAGAAGAUUCCCCCAGGGGCCUUCAGCGAGCUGAGCAGCCUGCGCGAGCUGUACCUGCAGAACAACUACCUGACUGACGAGGGUCUGGACAAUGAGACCUUCUGGAAGCUCUCCAGCCUGGAGUACCUGGAUCUGUCCAGCAACAACCUGUCUCGGGUCCCAGCUGGGCUGCCGCGCAGCCUGGUGCUGCUGCACUUGGAGAAGAACGCAAUCCGGAGCGUGGACGCGGACGUGCUGACCCCCAUUCGCAGCCUGGAGUACCUGCUGCUGCACAGCAACCAGCUGCAGGCGCAGGGCAUCCACCCGCGGGCCUUCCAGGGCCUCAAGCGGCUGCACACGGUGCAUCUGUACAACAAUGCGCUGGAGCGCGUGCCCAGCGGCCUGCCUCGCCGCGUGCGCACCCUCAUGAUCCUGCACAAUCAGAUCACAGGCAUCGGCCGCGAAGACUUUGCCACCACCUACUUCCUGGAGGAGCUCAACCUCAGCUACAACCGCAUCACCAGCCCGCAGGUGCACCGCGACGCCUUCCGCAAGCUGCGCCUGCUGCGCUCGCUGGACCUGUCGGGCAACCGGCUGCACACGCUGCCUCCUGGGCUGCCUCGAAAUGUCCAUGUGCUGAAGGUCAAGCGCAAUGAGCUGGCUGCCCUGGCACGAGGGGCACUGGCGGGCAUGGCCCAGCUGCGUGAGCUGUACCUCACCAGCAACCGACUGCGCAGCCGGGCCCUGGGCCCCCGCGCCUGGGUGGACCUUGCCCAUCUGCAGCUGCUGGACAUCGCCGGGAAUCAGCUCACAGAGAUCCCCGAGGGGCUCCCCGAGUCACUUGAGUACCUGUACCUGCAGAACAACAAGAUUAGUGCGGUGCCCGCCAAUGCCUUCGACUCCACACCCAACCUCAAGGGGAUCUUUCUCAGGUUUAACAAGCUGGCUGUGGGCUCCGUGGUGGACAGCGCCUUCCGGAGGCUGAAGCACCUGCAGGUCUUGGACAUUGAAGGCAACUUUGAGUUUGGUGACGUUUCCAAGGACCGUGGCCGCUUGGGGAAGGAAAAGGAGGAGGAGGAAGAGGAGGAGGAGGAAGAGGAAGAGGAAACAAGAUAGUGACAAGGUGACCCAGAUGUGACCUAGGACGAUGAACCGCCGGACUCCUUUCUGCAGCACACGCCUGUGCGCUGAGCCCCCCACUAGGCCGUGCUCACACAGACACACCCAGCUGGGCACACGGGGCAUCCCACAUGACACAGGCUGACACAGUCUCAUAUCCCCACCCCUUCCCGCAGCAUGUCCCACGACCAGACACGUGCACACACGUCACACCCUCACACACCCAGCUCAGCCACACACAGCCCGUUACACACUGCCCUCCAAACCACCACAGUCUCUGCCACACCCCCACUACCACUGCCACACCCUCUGAAGCAUGCAGGGAAGGGUCUGCCCCUACCCUAGCACACAGAGGCACCCACUCCCUCCCCCUGCUGACAUGUGUAUGUGUGUACACACCACGCACACACACAUGCACAAGUCGUAUGCAAACAGCCCUCCAAAGCCUAUGCCACAGACAGCUGUUGCCCCAGCCAGAAUCAGCCACAGCAGCUCGCCGUCUGCCCUGUCCAUCUGUCCGUCCGUUCCCUGGAGAAGACACAAGGGUAUCCCCAUGCUCUGUGGCCAGGUGCCUGCCACCCUCUGGAACUCACAAAAGCUGGCUUUUAUUCCUUUCCCACCCUUUGGGGACAGGAGCUUUCAGGACUGCUGGCCUGGCCUGGCCCAUCCUGCUCCUCCAGGAGCUGGGCAGUCACUCUGCUAAGAGUCCUUCCCUGCCACGCCCUGGCAGGACACAGGCACUUUUCCAAUAGGUAAGCCCAGUGGAGGCAGGACGGGAGAGCCCCUUGGGUGCUACUGGGGCCUUGGAGCAGAAGUGAAGCAGAGGCGAUGGGGCUGGGCUGAGCCAGGGAGGAAGGGCCCAGCUGCACCUAGGAGACACCUUUAUUCUUCAGGCCCAUGGGGGAAGUUCCGGGUGCCUUUAUUUUUUAUUCUUUUCUAAGAAAAAAAUGAUAAAAAUCUCAAAGCUGAUUUUUCUUGUUAUAGAAAAACUAAUAUAAAAGCAUUAUCCCUAUCCCU
Messenger RNA from Piliocolobus tephrosceles (Ugandan red Colobus), 3291 nucleotides. RefSeq names its product podocan (gene PODN). Gene Ontology annotation, molecular function: protein binding. NCBI's taxonomy places the organism in Eukaryota, Metazoa, Chordata, Mammalia, Primates, Cercopithecidae. The record is from RefSeq and is a predicted model, not a curated record. The transcript has 13 exons. Bases 37 to 2271 code for a protein of 744 amino acids.